This is a messenger RNA of Telopea speciosissima, 981 nucleotides long. RefSeq lists its product as uncharacterized. Bases 1 to 981 code for a protein of 326 amino acids. The record is from RefSeq and is a predicted model, not a curated record. The transcript has a single exon. Lineage: Eukaryota; Viridiplantae; Streptophyta; Magnoliopsida; Proteales; Proteaceae.
AUGUUUUCUAGGCCUAAGGAUAGGAACAAGAAGAAAUACUGCAAGUUCCACAAGGAUGUCGGUGAUGACAUCGAGGAUUGCAGACAGUUGAAGAGAGAGAUAGAGGACGUGAUCCAAAAGGGCCAUCUGAGGCGCUAUAUCAAAGAAGAUGGGAAAGACAACUCCAGAGGUCGUAAAACCGCAAGGAGGGACCCAAGGAGAGAUGACAGAGCCAGAGGAGGAGAUGACCGAGAUCGCCAAGAAGAAACGAGCAACAAUUGUAGGGAAGCCAGGAGGAACGAUAACGAAGCUAACACCUCCACUGCACCUGCCAUCCUCACCAUCCUGGGAGGACCAGGGCAGGAGUCAUCGCGCAAGGCCAAGGUGAAGGUACGGUUCGUGGCAGUGGCCGAGGUACCUAAGAAGAAAGCACAGACUGAACCCUUGAUCACAUUUUUGGAUGAAGACAUGGAGGGGCUAAGUUGGCCACACGACGAUGCUAUCGUGGUUCAGGCAGUUAUAGCCAACUGGCCCGUUCACAGAAUCUUAGUGAACACAGGGGCAUUAGUCGACAUGCUGUCCUAUGAGGCCUACUUGCAGUUCGGGUUCGAGCCGAGCACGCCGAAGCCCGAGGCCACCCCACUUUAUGGAUUCUCAGGAGCACCCACCCCGAUCGAGGGGUCAGUGGAACUCUUGAUUACGGUAGGGACCGUCCCCUGCCAAAAAACUAUAAGGGUAAACUUUAUGGUAGUUCGGGUUGCGACCGCCUACAACGCCAUCCUGGGGAGACCAAGUUUGAACGAGUUAGGAGCUGUGGUCUCCACCAAACACUUAAAGGUGAAGUUUUCCACCCCUAAUGGUAUAGGGGAAUGUCGGACUAAGCAGAAGAAAGCCCGGGAAUGCCAUGCGGCCUUCCUAAAGCAGAUCAAGGGCAAUUGCAAGGGAACGGCCUAUGCCGUAGAGGUUACUGACAACUGUGAAGGUGACCAACGCUACCAAUGA